Sciurus carolinensis (gray squirrel) is the source of this 357-nucleotide messenger RNA. Its product is annotated as small nuclear ribonucleoprotein Sm D2-like. Gene Ontology annotation, cellular component: catalytic step 2 spliceosome; U5 snRNP; U1 snRNP. The transcript has a single exon. The record is from RefSeq and is a predicted model, not a curated record. Gene Ontology annotation, biological process: RNA splicing; spliceosomal snRNP assembly. Gene Ontology annotation, molecular function: RNA binding. The coding region runs from base 1 to 357 and encodes 118 amino acids. NCBI's taxonomy places the organism in Eukaryota, Metazoa, Chordata, Mammalia, Rodentia, Sciuridae.
AUGAGUCUCCUCAACAAGCCCCAGAGUGAGAAGAUCCCAGAGGAGUUACAGGAGGGGGAGGAGGAGGAAUUUAACACAGGUCCACUCUUUGUGCUCACACAGUCAGUCAAGAACAACACCCAAGUGCUCAUCAACUGCGGCAACAACAAGAAACUCCUGGGCUGUGUGAAGGCCUUUGACAGGCAUUGCAUCACGGUGCUGGAGAACAUGAAGGAGAUGUGGACCAAGGUCCCCAAGCGUGGCAAGGGCAAGAGGAAGUCCAAGCCAGUCAACAAGGACUGCUACAUCUCCAAGAUGUUUCUGCGUGGGGACUCUGUCAUUGUGGUCCUGCGGAACCCCCUCAUCACUGGCAAGUAG